CUUAAUCUCAAUCCAUCUCUCAUAUCUAACCGUUGAUAUCAUCAAAUCUAAAUUAACAUCCAAAAUCUACGACUGUAAAAUCUUCCUGGUAAAUCUUACCAUACACUUCCCCACACAGCAUAAUUCUAUUUAUUAACCAUAACACAGGAAAAAAAACUCCAUCAGAAAAACAAAGAACAAGAACAAAAUCUGAACCCUCAACAGAUAAAACCCCCUAAAACAUUUCUCUCUCAUCGAGAUUCCUCUUUCUCUCCAUACAGUUUCCCUUUCUCUCUAUCUUCGAUUCCUUUUGUAGAGGGAUAGGAAUUGUUUGUAGCAUCUUGAAGAUCUUUUGCAUCGGCGAAAUUUCGAACCUGCUAGGGUUUUUCAAAUUUGAAUUUUGGAGGUUUCAUGCUUUGGGCGAUAUUGGAUGAACUUUUAAUUUUUUAGAUUUUUUUGAGGCUUUAGUGGAGUUUCUUUUUUUCUACUUUUUGGUUGCAUUUUAGCUGAGUUAAAUAGGUUUUGAGUUCGAUCUUUGAAUGGAUUCGCGAGAUUCAACUUCAUCUUCGCCAAUGAAUGUGGUUCGAGAAAGUUCGGAUGAUGAUGGUGGUCUUUCUGUUACUGCGAUGCUUGCUAAAGAAGCUUUCGUGUUGUUUAAAUCUGAAAAGUUUGCUGAAUGUGUUGGUGUUUUGCAUCAAUUGUUGCAGAAGAAAGAAGGUGAUCCAAAGAUUUUGCAUAAUAUUGCAGUGGCAGAAUUUCUGCGUGAUGGUUGUUCGGAUCCAAGGAAAUUGGUUGACACUCUUAUUAGUGUUAAGCUUUUGUACUUCCAGAGAAAGAGUGAAGAACUUGCUCGUUCAUCCAGAGAGCAAACAGAUGCUGCUGCCCAGGCUGCCAAUAAGCUCAUGUCAGGAGCCAAGGGACCUAAUAAUUUGGUUGAUAGCCCUAGCACAGUUUUUAUAGACGAAUUUGACGCAUCUGUUGCGACACUAAACAUUGCUACUGUCCUAUUCCAUCUUCAUGAUUACUCAAAGGCAUUGUCAGUUUUGGAGCCUCUGUUUCAGAACAUUGAACCUAUAGAUGAGACAACUGCUCUUCAUGUUUGCCUCUUACUGCUGGAUGUUGCCUUUGUGACUCAAGAGGCAUCCAAAUUUUCGGAUGUGAUAAGCUACCUAGAAAAGGCUUUUGGAGUAAGUUAUAUGCCCAAUCAAGCAGAUGGUGGAAGCAUGCAACAAGCAUCUAACUUUGUGGUGAAGUCUUCGUCAAUUCCUAACCAUUCAUCAGCCUCUGAUGACUUAAACCCUGAUGGGACUGCUGGUGGAAAUACCUCAGAAGGUUCCUUAUCAAGGACUUUAUCAGAUGAAACUAUGGAGUAUGAAACCUUGCUAUCAACGCUGGAUAUUAGUGGGCGGAGUAGAACUAGGGCAUCGAAUAUUUCAGCAUCAGAUGAUAUCUCAAGGAUACCUGCUGAUCGGUCUAUGCCUACCAUUAAUUUGAGGCUGCACUUGCCCCUAUACAAGCUACAGCUUUUGCUUCUCACCAGAAAUCUCAAGGCAGCUAAGCGUGAAGUUAAGCUAGCAAUGAAUAUUGCACGUGGCAUAGAUUCUUCUAGGACUUUACUCCUCAAAUCGCAACUUGAAUAUGCCCGUGGGAACUACCUUAAAGCAUUCAAGCUUUUGAAAGCAUCAAAUAGCCAACCAGAGGUGGGAAGUUCAAUCAUAAUCAACAAUAACAUUGGCUGUCUUUAUUAUCAACAGGGGAAUUAUCACAUUUCUAGCAUAUUUUUCCACAAAGCCCUGAGCAGUUCAUCGCUUUGGAAGGAAAAGCCUCGGAAGCUAACCACUUUUUCUCAAGACAAAUCCUUGCUCAUUGCAUAUAAUUGUGGGGUUCAAUCCUUGGCCUGUGGCAAACCUGUACUAGCAGCUCGAUGUUUCCUGAAAGCUAGUUUAGUUUUCAGCAAUAGGCCUCUUCUGUGGCUCCGACUUGCAGAAUGCUGUCUAAUGGCGCUGGAAAAAGGACUCUUGAAGGGCACAGAGUCCCCUAGAUAUGAAUCUCAGGCUAAGGUCCAAGUUAUUGGGCAAGGGAGAUGGAGACAUCUUGCCUUUGAAAAUGGAAUUUUGAGAAAUGGAAUUGAGAGUACGGAUGACAAGGACGAUUCUGGUCGUGACGUAAAUAACGAGCCAAAACUAUCAUUGUCAUUUGCUCGGCAGUGUCUUCUUAAUGCCCUUUACUUGCUAGACUCUUCUGAGUUGAAACAUACUAAGUCAGGCUCAUCAACAAAAGCUUCUGACGAAGAUGACUCUGAUGCAGCAGCAUCGAAGAACUUGGGCGACAAGAAUUCAGGAGGUAAUGAUCCAAAGUCCAAAGACACAGCAGGCUCUGGCCAAGUUAAUGUAAAUGGAGAUACAAGAGAACAGAGUGCGGGAGUUCAUUCUAAUACAGCUGUUGCCAACAGUCUCUCUGAGUACGAGGAGAUUUCUAAAAGAGAAAACCAGAAGAUCAAGCAGGCUGUCCUCACUGAUUUGGCAUUUGUUGAGCUUGAAUUAGGAAAUCCACUCAAGGCACUGUCUACAGCUUUAACUCUAUUGAAAAUACCCCAAUGUUCGAGAAUGUAUGCCUUUCUGGGACAUGUUUAUGCAGCUGAGGCCCUUUGCUUUCUUAAUAGACCAAAUGAAGCUGCUGAACAUCUCUCGACUUACAUAUCAUGUGGGAGUGUGGAAUUUCCUUAUUGUGAAGAAGAUUGUCGACAGUGGCAGGCUAAGAAAACUCUGGACACUGAAGAUUCAAAUGCUGGUCAAACUGCUGCGAAGAUUCCUAUGGUGGAGGGGCAACAAGACGAUGUGUUUCUCUCUCCUGAAAAAGCUCGAGGUACACUCUAUGUCAACCUGGCAGCCAUGCAUGUCUUACAGGGAGAACUUGAGCUGGCCAGUCAAUGUGCCGCACAAGCUUUGCAAACUUUACCCAACAGCCAAGAAGCAGCCCUUAUGGCAGUUUAUUUGGAUCUGAAACUCGCCAAACCUCAAGAAGCUCUUGCCAAAUUGAAACGCUGUUGUCGGGUUAUAUUCCUGCCCUUCACUUCAAGAUCAAACGCUUCUUCUUGAUCUUUCUUGUUGGUUUUUCUUCAUUUUUACCUCAUUUGCACUAGUCUUGUAGUUCAUACCGAGAUGCCUGUUAUGACAAAGGUAGGUAACCCAGUCCUUACAAAGUAUUUGUAACAUAAAUAUAGUUCAAUUCAGAGAAUAAAGUUCUCUAUAUUCCCGUUUUUUCCCUUGUUAAUCAUUCCUCCUAGAAUUACGUGUAGGGUUCAAGCCUUCGAGGAGAUGGUUUAGUUUGGCCAUCGUUUUCCCUUAAGGUCAUUGGGAAUGCCUUACAUAUUGUCAUUUCGGUCUUCUAGAUGUGAGUUAAUUGAAAUUGUUGAUGUUUUAGGGGCUGACCAUUUUUACUGAAUUGAGAAAUAUAUACUAGAAAAGAAUAUGAUGCUCUUGUCAUUGUCCCUCCAA
Amaranthus tricolor (Joseph's coat) is the source of this 3476-nucleotide messenger RNA. RefSeq lists its product as uncharacterized. The record is from RefSeq and is a predicted model, not a curated record. The transcript is spliced from 6 exons. Gene Ontology annotation, cellular component: CCR4-NOT complex. Lineage: Eukaryota; Viridiplantae; Streptophyta; Magnoliopsida; Caryophyllales; Amaranthaceae. Bases 519 to 3077 code for a protein of 852 amino acids. Gene Ontology annotation, biological process: negative regulation of translation; mRNA catabolic process. Gene Ontology annotation, molecular function: protein binding.